CUCACUUCUUUUACUGUCGGUUUUAUUCUCAAUGUGAAUGAGUUUGCGGCUUCACCCGACCGCUGUAAUGUGAAAAGCCGCAUAUGCACUAUUAGUACUGACACACUCAAGAGAAAAACAAGUGAGCACCUAUAAUUUUACCUCAGCGCUCUAGUCAUAUCCAGAGUGUGGAUUAACACGUUUAAGUGCUAUAACCAUGUCCAGGCCAGCAGGCGGCGGUGCUAAUGAUGUCACCCGCCUCCUCUCCACGGGAGCGGUGCCUGGGUCACCAACCCCUGUAUUCUCAGCUUCCAGCCAAGCUGAUUGGGCGGCCAAGAGGCUCGUCUGGGUGCCUUCAGAGAAACAUGGGUUUGAGUCUGCAAGCGUGCGUGAGGAGCGGGGUGAUGAGGUGGAGGUGGAGCUUACAGACAGUGGGCGGAAACUGACACUGUCAAGGGAGGAGCUUCAGCGGAUGAACCCGCCCCGUUUUAGUAAAGUUGAAGACAUGGCCGAUCUCACGUGCCUCAAUGAGGCUUCUGUCUUACACAACCUCCGUGAGAGAUACUAUUCAGGACUCAUAUAUACGUACUCUGGCCUGUUUUGUGUGGUGAUUAAUCCCUAUAAGAACCUGCCCAUCUAUACAGAGUCCAUCAUUGAGAUGUAUCGUGGGAAGAAACGGCAUGAGAUGCCACCACAUAUUUAUGCCAUAUCGGAGGCAGCCUACAGGAGCAUGCUGCAAGACAGAGAAGAUCAGUCCAUCCUGUGCACAGGAGAGUCUGGUGCAGGAAAAACAGAGAACACAAAAAAAGUCAUUCAGUAUCUGGCACAUGUGGCAUCCUCACACAAGUCUGGCACUCUGGGUCGAUCUAAAGACGGCGCUUUACAGACGGAUGGCACGCGGUCUUUGGGUCGAGGCAGCAGUGCUGUAAACAGGGGUGAACUAGAGAGACAGUUACUGCAAGCUAACCCUAUCCUUGAGGCCUUUGGCAAUGCAAAGACAGUCAAAAAUGACAACUCUUCAAGAUUUGGCAAAUUCAUCAGGAUCAAUUUUGAUGUUGCUGGAUAUAUUGUUGGUGCUAACAUAGAGACAUAUCUCCUGGAAAAGUCUCGGGCCAUUCGCCAGGCUAAAGAUGAACGAACCUUCCAUAUCUUUUAUCAACUCCUCGCUGGAGCGACUGAGACCACGAGAAAGGAGCUUCUGUUGGGUGGUGCAGAUGAGUACCGCUUCCUCUGUGGGGGCUCACUUCCUGUUCCUGGUCAGAGUGAUGCGGAAAACUUCACACAGACGAUGGACUCCAUGACCAUCAUGGGCUUUAGCAAUGAAGAGUCCAUCUCUAUGUUAAAGGUGAUUUCUGCAGUGCUGCAAUUUGGGAACAUCACGUUUAACAAAGAGAAAAACACAGAUCAGGCCUCAAUGCCAGACGACACAGCUGCUCAGAAACUCUGCCACCUGCUGGGCAUCAGCGUGCUGGAGUUCAGUCGAGCCAUUCUCACUCCUCGCAUCAAAGUGGGUCGGGAGUAUGUCCAGAAGGCCCAGACCAAGCAGCAGGCUGAUUUUGCAGUGGAGGCUUUGGCGAAGGCAACAUAUGAGCGUCUCUUCCGCUGGCUGGUGCACCGGAUCAACAGAGCGCUGGACCGCAGACAGCGACAGGGAGCUUCAUUUAUCGGCAUCCUGGACAUUGCUGGAUUCGAGAUCUUUCAGCUGAACUCAUUCGAGCAGUUAUGUAUUAAUUACACUAAUGAGAAGCUGCAGCAGUUGUUCAAUCACACCAUGUUUGUCCUGGAGCAAGAGGAGUACCAGCGCGAGGGCAUCGAGUGGAACUUCAUCGAUUUCGGUCUGGAUCUCCAGCCCUGUAUUGACCUCAUUGAGAGACCGGCCCAUCCACCCGGCGUGCUGGCGCUCUUGGACGAAGAGUGUUGGUUUCCGAGGGCGACGGAUCGCUCGUUUGUAGACAAGCUCUCAGUUGAGCAGGGUACACACCCCAAGUUUAUGCGGCCACGGCAGGUUAAAGAAGAGGCAGAUUUCUCUAUUAUACACUACGCUGGCAAGGUGGACUAUAAGGCAAAUGAAUGGCUGGUGAAGAACAUGGAUCCUUUGAAUGAUAAUGUUGCAUCUCUUUUACAUCAGUCUUCUGAUCCCUUCAUUUCUGAGCUCUGGAGAGAGGAUAUUCAAACUCUUCCUCGUGUCUACUUCUUUGACUCUUAUGCCACGCUGCAAACCAAUGGCUCUGACAGCAUGGAGAGGAUUGUGGGUCUGGAUCAGGUGUCGUCUGGUGAAAGCAGUGGGCCAGUGAAUUUCGGGGCAGCUGGGCUCAAAACAAAGAAGGGCAUGUUUCGCACAGUGGGACAACUCUACAAAGAGUCCCUUACGAAACUAAUGGCCACCCUCCGUAACACCAACCCCAACUUUCUCCGCUGCAUCAUCCCCAACCACGAGAAGCGGGCAGGGAAGUUGAGUCCUCAUCUGGUCCUGGAUCAGCUGAGGUGUAAUGGAGUGCUGGAGGGGAUCAGGAUCUGCAGGCAGGGCUUCCCGAAUCGAAUCCCAUUUCAGGAGUUCAGACAGAGGUAUGAGAUCUUGACCCCAAAUGCGAUUCCCCGAACUUUCAUGGAUGGAAAACACGCAUCUGAGCUCAUGAUCAGUGCCUUGGAACUGGACAAGAAUCUUUUCCGGGUGGGACAGAGUAAAGUGUUCUUCCGUGCCGGAGUUCUUGCUCAUCUAGAGGAAGAACGAGACCUGAAGAUCACAGACACCAUCAUCCGCUUCCAGAGCGCCGCCCGUGGAUACCUCGGCAGGAAAGCGUUCCAUAAGAAACAGCAGCAGCUCAGCGCUCUUCGUGUGAUGCAGAGAAACUGUGCUGCCUACCUAAAGCUCAGAAACUGGCAGUGGUGGAGACUCUUUACCAAGGUCAAACCCCUAUUGCAGGUGACCCGUCAGGAUGAGGAGAUUCAAGCUCGGGAAGCACAGCUUCUGAAAGCCAAAGAAAAUCUCAGCAAACUGGAGCUUGAUUUUAGUGAACUAGACAGAAAAAACCAACAGCUGAUGGAAGAGAAGUCAGUGCUCACCGAUCAGCUUCAGGCGGAGGCGGAGUUAUUCGCUGAGGCAGAAGAAAUGAGAGCACGGUUGGCCAAUCGCAAACAAGAGCUUGAAGAUGUGUUAGCAGAGCUCGAGAGCCGAUUGGAGGAGGAGGAAGAGAGGAAUGUCCAGCUGACCAAUGAGAAAAAGCGAACGCAGCAGCAUGUGCAGGAUCUUGAGGAGCAGUUAGAGGAGGAAGAAGGGACACGUCAACGCCUCCAGCUGGAGAAGGUCACUCUGGAAAGCAAAGUGAAGAGUCUGGAGAGCGAGACCUUGACGCUGGGAGAGCAGCGAGACCGAUUAAACAAGGAAAAGAAACAGCUGGAAGAGAGACUGAAUGAAGUGGCAGAUCAACUUACAGAGGAAGAGGAGAAGGUGAAGAGUCUCAACAAGCUGAAAAACAAACAGGAAGCUGUCAUUGCCGAUUUAGAAGAGCGUCUGAAGAGGGAGGAACAGGUUCGACUGGAACAGGAGAAAUGUAAGAGACGAAUGGAGGCAGAAGCAUUGGAGACCCAGGAGCAGAUGUCCGACCUCAGUCUACUCUCCACAGAGCUGAGAAACAGUUUGAGUCAGAGAGAGAAAGAGAUCACCACACUACAGUCACGGCUUGAGGAGGAGGGAGGACGACGUUCAGAGGCCCAGCGAGCUCUGCGGGAGGCCCUGUCUCAGGUCUCUGAGCUAAAGGAGGAGGUGGAGAACGAGCGAGGAAUGAGGGAGAGAGCUGAGAAGCAGAGGAGAGAUCUGGGUGAGGAGUUAGAAGCUCUGAGGACCGAACUAGAAGAUACGCUGGACACUACAGCUGCUCAGCAAGAGCUCAGAUCUCGACGUGAGGCUGAAUUAGGAGAGCUCCAGAGGUGUUUAGAGGAGGAGACCCGACGUCAUGAAGCCCAGCUUUCAGAGCUCCGUAUCAAACACACUGCUUCUAUUGACUCCCUGCAGGAGCAGCUAGACAACGCCAAAAGAUCACGCCAGUCUCUGGAGAAAGCGAAGGCUGUCUUGGAAGAGGAGCGCAUGAACCUCAGCGCUGAGCUAAAGACCCUCCAGGGGGGGAAGAUGGAGAGUGAGAGGGGCAGAAAGAGAGCAGAGGGGCAGUUACAGGAAGUGACAGCACGCCUCUCACAGGCCGAGAGGGAGCGAGAAGAGAAAGAGGAGCGAAUCAGUAGACUACAGGCGGAGCUUGAAUCUCUGUCCAGUUCUCUCUCCUCAUCUGACACCAAAUCUCAUCGUCUAAUUAAGGAAGUCAGCAGUCUGGAGAGUCAACUACAUGAUGUGCAGGAACUCCUGCAGGAGGAGACGCGGCAAAAAAUGGCAUUGGGCUCGCGAGUGCGCGCUCUAGAGGAGGAAAAAGCAGGACUGAUGGAAAGAGUAGAAGAGGAGGAGGAGAAGACUAGAGAGCUCACACGUCAGAUCCAGAGCUAUACACUGCAGCUGGCUGAUCUAAAGAGGCAGUUGGAGGAGGUGAAUACAGCAGUGGAGGUCGGAGAGGAGACCAGGAGGAAGAUGCAGAGAGAGCUGGAGAACUCCACACAGAGAGAGAGAACCAAAGAGGAGGAGAGAGAACGUGUGGAGCGACAGAAAGAACGUCUGAGAGAAGAGAUCGAGGACAUGACCAUCGCUCUGCAGAGAGAGAGGCAGAACUGCACUGCUCUGGAGAAGAGACAGAAGAAGUUUGAUCAGUGUCUGGCAGAAGAGAAGGCAGUAAGUGCUCGACUGCUGGAGGAACGAGACCGGGCUGAAGCAGAGAGUCGAGAGAAAGAAACACGCUUUCUGUCUCUCUCUAGGGCACUGCAAGAAGCCACAGAGCAGAGAGACGAGCUGGAGAGAACCAAUAAGCAGCUUCGAAUUGAGAUGGAACAGCUGGUUAAUGCCCAGGAUGACGUGGGCAAAAAUGUCCAUGAGCUGGAGCGUUCUCGACGAGCUUUGGAGACAGAAGCCCAAUCUCUAAAAGAACAGACACAGGAGCUGGAGGAUGAGCUGACAGAAGCUGAGAACGCUCGUCUGAGACUGGAGGUCACCCUGCAGGCGCUUAGAGCUCAGUUUGAGAGGGAGAUCAGCACCAAGGAGGAGAAAGGAGAAGAAAAGAGGAGAGCGCUCAACAAACAGGUACGAGAACUUGAAGCAAUGCUUGAGGAAGAGAAAACUCAGAGAGCUCAGGCUCUGACGGUCAAGAAACAGCUGGAGACCGAGCUACAAGAGGCGGAGUCCCAGGUGGAAGCAGCCAAUCGGGGUCGAGAGGAGGCAAUUAGGCAGAUGAAACGUCUUCAGACUCAGGUGAAGGAACUUAUUCGUGAUCUGGAUGAGACCAAGUUGGCUCGAGACGAGAUUGUCGCCCAGUCAAAGGAUAGUGAGAAGCGUCUGCAGAUCCUGGAGGCUGAACUAGUACAGUUAACAGAGGAUCUGGCUGUAUCUGAGAGGCAACGCAGACAAGCCCAGCAGGAGAGAGAUGAAAUAGCCGAUGAAAUCAUCAACACUGCGAAUGGAAAAUCCGCGCUGUUAGAAGAGAAACGACGUCUGGAGGCCAGAAUCGCUCAGCUUGAGGAAGACCUAGAGGAGGAACAGAGUAAUGCAGAACUAGUGGCUGAGAGGCAGAGGAAGAGCGUCUUACAGGUUGAGACGCUCACCGUCCAGUUGUCUGGAGAGAGGACCCUGGCUCAGAAGAGCGAGGCCGCACGCGAGACCUUCGAGAGGCAGAAUAAGGAGCUGAAGGCUCGGCUCACUGAGCUGGAGGGGGCUGUGAAAGGAAAACAUCGCCUCAGUGUCGCCGCCCUGGAGGCCAAGAUUGAAUCAAUGGAAGAACAACUGGAGCAAGAGAGACAAGAGAGAACCGCCGCCAAUAAACUUGUGAGAAAAACAGAGAAGAAACUGAAAGAAGUUGUGCUGCAAGUGGAGGAUGAAAGAAGACACGCAGAUCAGUACAGAGAGCAGUUGGAUAAGUCUAUGGGUCGUCUCCGUCAGUUGAAGAGGCAGUUAGAGGAGGUGGAGGAGGAGAACUCUCGUUCUAAUGCCCAGCGCAGGAAACUGCAGCGCGAGCUGGAGGAGAUGAGUGACAGCAUGCAGAGCAUGAACCGCGAGGUCAACGCUCUACGCUCCCAACUCAGCAUCAUCGAACACCAGAAGUCAGAACAGCGAGCACCGCUCCCUCUCUCCGUACGUGCUGGCCGCAGGGCUCUGGUGGAUGAUCUCUCUCAGGAGAACUCUGAUUCUGAAGAUCCAGGUGCUUCUCCCACCCCGUCCAGCGGCCCGCCGGGUACCCCCACACCAUCAGACAACUCCCUGGGCCCUCCACCCCCCUACAGCCUUACAGAUGCUGAAUGAAACAGGGAGUGUGUGAAAGAUGGACAGAUUAACUGAUUUAACACGCAUAGCUUUGCAAUCGUCCACAGAACAUUCGUGCAGUCACACUGACAACGAAACAACUUGAAACUAGUUUAUGAUAUUGAAUGAUGAAUUAGCAUGUAGGAUGGCAAAAAUCUUAUUUGGUUCUCUUGUAGUACUAUUUAAACCAACAAUGCAGUUAAAACUACUGCAGUUUUUUUGUGGGGGAGAAAAAACUACAUUUCCCAGAAUUCUUAGGGAAAUAGAAGUACUGUAUAUUGGCAUAGCCUCAUGUCCAUGCAGUAUUUAUCUAGGCUUGUUGUAGCAAAAUUACGGCUGCGUUCAAAAGCUUAUAGUGGGUAGCUGGCUUGUUGCCUAGCUGCCCUAUUGGGCAACGACUGACUUUAUAGUAGCGUAACAACCCAUAGUUGAUAAUAAUGGUUUUACUUACAAAAGUAAGUUACAUUUUGAGUUAAUUCAACUUAAAAAAUAUGAGUUGACACAACAUUUAUUUUUAAGUUAACAUUUAAGUUUUGAGUUUAAGUUGAAUUAACUUUUAAAUUAAAUUUUAAUGCAACCAAGUAACAUUUUAAGGCAACCACAACAACUCUGACAUGCAAUCAAAGGUUAUCAACUAGUGAAAAUAAAACUUAAAAUUAUACAGAAACUUACAUUUAUACAACCGCUCUCUUGGAUACCAUUUUAAUUUUUAGAAAUCGACUUGACCAAUCACCUUCUACCAUGAACUCACACACACAGGAUUGUGGGAUAUUAAAGUCAGCAAAAAAUGAUAAGAUAAAGGUAUCUCAAGAGAUAAAAAGUUGAACAAUAAUUGGAAUCAGGUGUGCCUUGAUGCCUUCUUUCUCUUUCCCAGCAUUUUUUAGCUUUUGGACGCAGCCUACAAUUGCCACCUCAAGCUCUUUUUCAAUCAAUCAAAAGCCAUGAGUUUAAGAGAGUUUUGCAUGUUGAUGGCAAUCAGAUUGCACUGUAAAUAAAAGAAAAGUUGGUUUACUUAAAAAAGUAAGUUACUUUAAAAUCUUGAUUUAAUUCAACUUUAAAAUAUUAAAAUUUUUACAAAACUUUGUUAACUAAUAUUUUUAAAUUGAAUUAACUCAAGAUUUUAAGGCAACCAUAUAACUUACUUUUUUAAGUUGAACCAACUAAUCUUUUUUACAGUGGGGGUGUUGCAUAGAUGAUCCAUAUGAACAGGUUCAUGUUUAGACUAAAAUCCAUCAGCUGUGCCAGCACAGGUCCAUUAUACAAGCCAUUUCUCUCUCUCACUCCUAAAACAAUCUCACGCUUCAGCAAUUGAGCAAACUCUCUUUGGUAUUUUAGGAUAUCUGUGUUUUAAAUUUUUAGAAAUGAUAGCACUAUUUAUUAAUAGUACUGUACGUUACUUUUCAUCUGACGUGAUUUGGCAGACUUGACGCUCGUGUAUGCUAUGAUUGUACUAAACAAAGACAGAACAGUGAGAAAGAGAAAAUAAGCUUUACUUUUAGAUAAAUACGCUACAACUUUGAACCAUCCACGCUAGCUUUCAUACAUCUUAGCCAUAACUUGAUAACAGAGAUCAUAACAGAAUGGAAAUAUACAAAAUCAAAUAUAAGUAAAAGGUUAAUAAACAAAUCUCGGCAGAUAACAAAACAGCCAAAGCUGACGGACUUCACUUUUCAUGUAGAUUAUCAGUAGCCGUUUUAAAGAUCGACCUGCUCUAAUCUCAAUAAAACAGUAGUAGUGUUUGGUUUGGUUAAGCCCUUGUAUUCAGGGUCUCUGUGCUGCAGACCUUACCUUCUUAGAUACUGUGCUUAGUUACCUAGUUAGCUCUGAAGGAAAGGCUUUUGUUGCUAGUUACAUAGAUAGGUAGUUAGGAUUUUUUAUUUGUCUUAACACAUCCGCUCCAGUUUUAAACUACUGACUUGUAAUUUUUAUCAGUGAGGAAAAUUCCAGUAUGCUGUUUAUUUAUUUUGUUUUGUAUGAUUUUUGUGUCUGCACAAAUACAUGUCAUGGUUAUUGUAUAGUAAAUUUCGAUGAAACAGGACAAAGUUAACCAGACUACAAGGGUAAAGAUGAUUUAUACUUGGAUAGAAAAAAAAGAGUUUACCCAAUAAGCUGCAGUGAGCAUCAGUGAACAACAAACUUGAGACGAGGCGAAUCUGUAAAUGUAUUUGAGACAGUUUUGACAUCAGACAGAUGAGAACAGAACAAAAAGUUUGUUAUCAAGAUUUUCUUGGUGUCAUGGUGUGCACUUGAAAUACAUGAACAUAUGAUAUUGUAUUACCUGUUUUUUUACCCAAGGGUUGAAGGCUGCUAGUUAUUUUACUCCGUAAUGAUCUUAACUAUAUGUAUUUUUGUUUUUAUUAAAUGUACAUGAUACAU
Messenger RNA from Misgurnus anguillicaudatus (oriental weatherfish), 8743 nucleotides. RefSeq names its product myosin, heavy chain 14, non-muscle (gene myh14). Gene Ontology annotation, cellular component: myosin II complex; myosin filament; cytoplasm. Lineage: Eukaryota; Metazoa; Chordata; Actinopteri; Cypriniformes; Cobitidae. The record is from RefSeq and is a predicted model, not a curated record. Gene Ontology annotation, molecular function: microfilament motor activity; ATP binding; actin filament binding. Gene Ontology annotation, biological process: actomyosin structure organization; regulation of cell shape; mitotic cytokinesis.